Pseudomassariella vexata is the source of this 1382-nucleotide messenger RNA. RefSeq lists its product as uncharacterized. Gene Ontology annotation, biological process: protein deubiquitination; ubiquitin-dependent protein catabolic process. The transcript has 2 exons. NCBI's taxonomy places the organism in Eukaryota, Fungi, Ascomycota, Sordariomycetes, Amphisphaeriales, Pseudomassariaceae. The record is from RefSeq and is a predicted model, not a curated record. Gene Ontology annotation, molecular function: cysteine-type deubiquitinase activity. Bases 228 to 980 code for a protein of 250 amino acids. Gene Ontology annotation, cellular component: cytoplasm.
UAUACUCUAAACAGUGGGACUCGGCCAUUGUGGCGUCAUAACUGCUGCCUCGGCCUUGGAGGGGCAACUGCAAUCCACUUCAACAAACCCCACGUUCUUGGACGCCGUUUGCAGUCUCUUCAGUACUUUCGUCGUUACUUGGCUGCAAAUCCGACUGCACCCAAGCCCAUUCGUAUCAGAGCCACACAUACGAGCCUUUCACUAUCCGAUACCAACCUUCCUUCAUCAUGGCCACAACGCAAACGCACCCAGAUCCACCUCCGGGAAGCUCCCCCGCCUUCAUCCCUCUCGAAGCCAACCCGGAGCUGAUGACCAACCUCCUCCACAAGCUCGGCCUCAGCCAAGCGCUACAGGUCCAUGACGUAUACUCCAUCUCCGACCCCGAACUUCUUGCCUUCAUUCCGCGGCCCGCCCUGGCGCUGCUGCUGGUCUUCCCCGUCUCAGCUAUCUACGAGUCACAGCGCAUGGCCGAGGAUGCACCCAUGUCCGAAUACACCGGCAAGGGCGAGGGUGAGCCCGUUAUUUGGUACAAGCAGACGAUUCGCAACGCCUGUGGACUGAUGGGCUUGUUGCAUGCUGUUAGUAAUGGGCCGGCGAGGGGAUUCAUUGAGUCAGAUUCAGAUCUCGACAAGUUAAUCAAGUCCGCCAUCCCUCUGCCGCCAGCCGAACGAUCGAGGCUCAUCGAAGGAACAAGAGCACUAGCCUCCGCACACCAGGAAGCCGCCAGCCAAGGCGCAACGGCCGCCCCCGAUGCCCAGGACGACGUCGAUCUACACUAUGUAUGUUUCGUAAAGACGGAGGAUGGGACGCUAUGGGAGCUUGACGGUCGCCGCAAGGGACCCAUCGCGCGAGGAAAGCUGGAAGGAGACGAGGAUGUCCUGUCCGAGAAGGCGCUGCUGUGGGGGCCUCUGAAGUUCUUGGAGAGAGAAGGAGCGGAUAUGCGGUUUAGUUGUGUGGCGCUUGCUGGGGCACUGGAUUGAUCAUGUCUUGACAGAUCUCAAGUCUUAAGGGGCUACCUGAUCGGCUUCCCGAAUUAGAACAGCCGCGUCGGAUCGAGGUGAAAACAUCCUAUAUCCCAUGUAGUCAGGUAGCAUAACCGCUAGCAGCAUCUGCCGGUGGUAAACAAUGGGUGGAACAGCACUGAUCAGGCUCAGAUCCGGCCGUUGGGGUUGGGAACUGGUUUGAUUGACCGUAGUGAGUUGAGAUGAACUCUAAUCGUGACGCUCAGAAAAUCAGCACCUUUUACGUCCACAGAAAUUAUGCCAAUAAUCGGGGUUACUGGUAGAAGUCGAUUGCUUGGCCGUGCUGAAGCAGAAGGUCGAUGUUGUCUCUGUUGGCUCGGGAACUUCACCUCGUGCACCAUGAGCAAAAAAGUACGAUGC